AUGGCACGACCUUUGGGUUUCUUCGAGACGCUCACUGAAGUUCCGUUUAAGCAUGAGCUCUCCAAAGCGCACAUUGCUCAGAAUCAGGUGACAGCCUUCUGGAUUUCGAUUGCUUAUGUGGUUGUCAUCUUUUCAAUCAAAGCAGUAAUGGCAAAUCGGAAACCAUUUGACCUGACCGGACCAUUGAACCUGUGGAAUGCGGCGCUCGCGAUUUUCUCAACUCUUGGAUCCCUUGCCACCUCGUAUGGGCUUCUUUAUGAGAUUUACACCCGCGGAUUCUUCGAGAGUUAUAUUCACAUUGGAAGCUUCUACGAAGGCUUGUCCGGAUUGUUCACAUGGCUUUUCGUUCUGAGCAAAGUUGCUGAGUUCGGAGACACGUUGUUCAUUGUCCUCCGCAAAAAGCCUUUGAUGUUCCUUCAUUGGUAUCAUCACGUCCUCACAAUGAACUACGCCUUCAUGUCAUUCGAAGCCAACUUGGGAUUCAACACCUGGAUUACUUGGAUGAACUUCUCCGUUCAUUCAAUUAUGUACGGAUACUACAUGCUUCGCUCAAUGGGUAUCAAGGUGCCUGCUUGGAUCGCAAAGAACAUCACAACAAUGCAAAUCUUGCAAUUCGUCAUCACCCACUUCAUUCUGUUCCAUGUCGGCUAUUUGGCUUCGAUUGGAGCUUCCGUCGAUUCAGAUCCAUUCUACUUCUGGUUCUGUUUGUUGAUGGAGAUCUCCUAUGUGGUGCUCUUCGGAAACUUCUACUAUCACUCGUACAUCAAGGGAGGAGGCAAGAAAUUUGUCGCCGAGAAGAAGAAGGAGUAA
Molecule: messenger RNA, 810 nt
Organism: Caenorhabditis bovis
Lineage: Eukaryota; Metazoa; Nematoda; Chromadorea; Rhabditida; Rhabditidae
Source: the annotation of a GenBank genome assembly